AUGAAAAACUGGAGUAAGAUAUUCAAGAGCGGAGACCCUGAGAGUGUGGAUGGGAACUCCUCUUCGAAGAGGAUCUCCUCGAACAAUGGCCCAGCAGAGCUAACACCUCAGAGAACCUUUGAGGAUAACCUUUCACAUGAUGCAAACUCCACUGCCCACUCAUCCAUCACUCCUCCACAUGUACAAGGAGUGGGUGAUGAUGGGGACGAGGGGACUCUAAAGGGCAGGUUGAGAACCCUCCUCCCCCAAUCAUGGGGCAGUAUUCUCCACAAAUUGGGGAAAGGUGAUGCAGACUCUGAUCUGAGCUCCAAUGGGGUCAAGAUUGUGCCCAAUGGCACCAGGGUGAGUCCACCUGUCAGCCCAAUAAUAGAGAGGAGGUACUGGGACACUCAGGACUCACUGGGGACCUCCAGCAAGAGUUCCCGUAGGCCCUUGUUGAGGGACAGUCCCAUAGACAAUGACCAACUACAUUAUCUUCCAGAGGAAUCAGAGUUGACCAGUAUCCAUCCAGCUGAGUACUAUGCGGAGAAGGUGGAAGUCUACAAACUUAAGUACUCCUAUAUGAAAUCCUGGCCUGGGUUAUUGAGACUCCUGGCUGGGUUUGAACUUCUCUUUGGGGGUAUGGUCCUUGCCUGUGUCUGUGCCUACAUCUAUAAGGACAGUGAGUGGUCGAACGCCAAUGGACUGUAUAACAAUAGUCAUGGCACGUCGGGGUACUCCUAUAAUGGACCCAUGACUCCAUUCGUGAUGGCGGUGGUUGGGGUGACGUGGAUUGUAACCAUUCUCCUACUGGUGAUAGGGCUGACCAUGUACUACCGUACUAUUCUUCUGGACUCCCCCUGGUGGCCGCUCACAGAAGGCAUCAUCAACGUCGCCCUGUUCCUCCUCUACAUGGCGGCUGGUAUCGUGUACCUGAAUGACCUCAAACGUGGGGGGUUGUGUUACAUGACCAUUGGCAUUAACCCCAUAAUGUCCAGCCUGUGUCGGGUUGACGGAGGACAGAUGGCUGGCACGGCUUUCAUCUUCAUCAACAUGCUGAUGUACCUCAUCAGCUUCCUGGUGUGUCUGAAAAUGUGGAGGCAUGAGGCCACCCGCAGGGAGAUGGAGUUCUUUGAGAACCAGGAGCAUCUGAGGUCCAUCUCUGUUGCCCAGACCAAACCUCCUAAUCGCCAGACCAAGAGGAUUGUGUUUGAGGAUGAGAUGGACAGCUCAGUAAGGGCGACCAAACGCCUGCACAUCACAGAUUUCCAUCAGGAGGAGCCAGGCAGCCGGAACAGAGCCAACCACACAGGGUAUGCCCAGAAGCCCAGAGUCAUCGCAGACUAUAUAAUUAAAUAUCCAGAAAUCUUCUCUAUGGAAGAAAGGGAAAAAUACAAAGCUGUUUUUAACGACCAGUAUCAGGAGUACAAGGACCUUCACAAAGACAUCAGUACCACCUUCAUGAAGUUCAGAGAGCUGGAUGCCAUGAUGGGCAAACUCCUCAAAGAUGGCAAUAGUCAUGAGGACCCUGCCUUCCUGGAGAAGAAGGGACGCUGUGACUAUCUGAAAGCUAAAUUAGGCCACAUCAAGAACAGGAUCCGCAAUUUCGACCAGGACAGCUUGGCAAAGGGUCGGACCUGA
Molecule: messenger RNA, 1620 nt
Organism: Salvelinus namaycush (lake trout)
Lineage: Eukaryota; Metazoa; Chordata; Actinopteri; Salmoniformes; Salmonidae
Product: MARVEL domain-containing protein 2-like
Exons: 4
Coding region: 1-1620 (539 amino acids)
Biological process (GO): bicellular tight junction assembly
Cellular component (GO): apical plasma membrane; cytoplasmic vesicle; bicellular tight junction
Source: RefSeq, a predicted model, not a curated record